AUGAGACCUUUGACCGAAGAAGAAACCAAGGUUGUUUUCGAAAAACUCGCUAACUACAUCGGAAGAAACAUAUCAUUUCUUGUAGAUAACCAAACCAAUCCUCAUGUCUUCAGAUUGCAAAAGGAUAGAGUGUAUUACAUCCCAGACCAGGUGGCCAAAUUUGCCACUUCUGUAGCUAGACCACAAUUGAUGUCAGUGGGAACAUGUUUCGGGAAAUUUACCAAGACUGGCAAGUUCAGAUUACACAUCACCGCAUUACCGUACAUGGCCCAAUACGCCAAGUUCAAGGUUUGGAUUAAACAAAAUGGUGAGAUGCCUUUCCUUUACGGGAACCACGUUUUGAAGGCACACGUUGGAAGAAUGUCCGACGAUAUUCCUGAGCAUGCUGGUGUCAUAGUUUAUUCUAUGAGUGACGUCCCAUUAGGGUUUGGUGUUUCCUCCAAGUCUACCAAUGAAGCCAGAAACUUGCAGCCCACGGCUAUAGUGGCAUUUAGACAGGGAGAUAUUGGUGAAUACUUGAGAGAGGAAGAUACCUUGUUUACCUAA
Molecule: messenger RNA, 546 nt
Organism: Dujonia railenensis
Lineage: Eukaryota; Fungi; Ascomycota; Pichiomycetes; Serinales; Debaryomycetaceae
Source: the annotation of a GenBank genome assembly